ACCAUGAAUUGGGGUCUUAUUAAAUGUUUGUAACAUACUUUGGUCAAAAUACCACAAGGAUAAUUUAUAAUAAUCUCUUUUAAAGGAUAGUUGAUUGGUUAGGACCACAAUGACGUUUUGUCAGCCAACAGUGUCAACUGCAGAAAGCGUUGCUAAUUUUGACGUCGCGUUCUUUUGACAUAUCUGCAUUAUUGCGUUUCAGGGCUAUAUAAACCGUGCGCCCACAUGAGAGCUGCUCACUCACAGCUGUGUUGCUGGACGAGGCACCACGUUUGCUGUCGUCUGUAAAACCGUUGGUGAACUCUGUUGCUAGUUGGAAAUGGAGGAUACAAGCGAGGAAGACGGCAUAGGCAACGGCAACAUUUAGCUUGCUAAAUGUGGAGCCAGGAAGUUUCCCCACAAGAUAUUGUUUGCAAAUGUAUUUUUUUGCUGUGACUGUUAAAUAGCGGUUAAAUACUUCUGUUCUGUUUAAUAUUUUUUCUGAUAGACAGAUGUGGGAACCCACCAGGAGAGGGCGUCAUUGUGCCGUGGGUGUUCAUCUUCUCCUCACAGAGAAGACCGAAGUGGAGUUUGAAUGUGAGCGGUGCCAGGGAAUCCCUUCCUGCAUCCAGACUCGGUAGUGAAUGUUGAGGGGCUUGCAGAGCAGUUGCCGUACCGUACUGAGAUGCAGUUUGUGAUGAUGAUCUCAAUGGUACAGCACCAGAGACCCACCAGGAUCCGGGAACUGGGAACUUGAUAUGGAGAAACCAUGAGCACCUAAGAGGGAAUACAACGGGAGGAAGAAAGGCUGCAGAAGUAGCAGUUUCGGUGAAGUUAUGACGGAGUUCUGGCUGGUGUCUGUCCCGCUGGACAAGAACAGCUCGCAGUCACUGGAGAAAUUGAAGCGCGCCGCAUCCAAAGCCAGUCUAGCCUCAAGCUUCAGGUUCCCCAUACCAGAUCUGAAGGUGGGCACACUGGACACCCUGUUGGCUCUGUCUGAUGACCUUUCAAGAAUUGACACAUAUGCUGAAAGUGUGAUGCGGAGAACCUCCCAGAGCAUGGUGGAGGUGAUGGAGCAGUCUGAUAAGAUUCUGGAGAACGCCCUGGCCAAUGGAGUGGACCUGGCCAGCUAUGUGACACGAUUCCAGUGGGACAGAGCCAAGUACCCCACUGCUGUACCUCUCAAGUGUCUGACCGAAAUCAUCUCCAGGCAAGUGUCUCAGGUGGAAGCAGAGCUGAAGACUCGAAAUGCGGCCUAUUUUAACGUGAAAGCCAGUCUGCAAGGUCUUGAGCGUAAAACGGAAGGGAGCUUACAGACACGGGUACUAACUGAUAUUGUGAAGAAAGAGGACCUGGUAUUGGGCUCUGAAUAUCUCACCACUUUAUUGGUAGUCGUGGCUAGGACAAGCUAUAGCCUGUGGGAGAAAACCUAUGAGUCCUUGUCUGAGUUUGUUGUUCCUCGCUCAAGUCGAAAAAUACUGGAGGAACAAGAGGGGGGUAUUUUCACUGUCACCCUGUUCAAGAAAGCUGUGGGUGAAUUUAAAGCUAAUGCCAAAAAGAACAAGUUCACAGUGAGAGAGUUCAGCUUGGAGGAGGCCGAGCGACAGAAAGAAGAAAUGGGUCGCCUCAAUGUGGACAAGAAGGAGCAGUAUGGUAUCUUUGUACGCUGGCUGAAGGUGAAUUUCAGUGAGGUAUUUGUGGCCUGGAUACACCUGAAGGCUCUCAGGGUGUUUGUGGAGUCUGUUCUCAGGUAUGGUCUGCCUGUCAGUUACCAGGUGAUUCUACUUCAACCGGACAGGAAGUGUGUGAAGAAACUCAGAGAGCUGCUUAGCUCCCUGUUCACCCACUUAGACCCUGCAGCUGCAGCCAGCAAACCUGAUCUUGGGCUUGAGAUCCCAGGAGUGAGCACGGCCCAGCAGGAAUACUAUUCCUACAUCUGCUAUUCCAUCAACAUCAACGUAGUAGACCCAAGCUAGCAGCUGAGUAUGGAAAACAUCACAGGAGAUUUCAUCAUUGAAAAACUCACAAAAGGGGUUCCAAAAGUUGGUCACAUGCACACCAUUGAGUUCAGUGGGUAUUAUUACUCAAUGUUGGCAUGAUGUCACCAUGGACCAAAGUUCUCAGUGGGUGCAUUGGAUACACAUGGACUCUAAUAAAGAGUGUCCAAAGUAUAAUAACAGUGACUGGUCACUGCAGUUUUAUCUUUAUUUUUAUAGAUGUUGACAAAAACAUGAUAAAUUGAUGAUGAUGUACACAAACAGGGAA
Clupea harengus (Atlantic herring) is the source of this 2244-nucleotide messenger RNA. RefSeq names its product ATPase H+ transporting V1 subunit C2 (gene atp6v1c2). Gene Ontology annotation, biological process: proton transmembrane transport. Gene Ontology annotation, cellular component: lysosomal membrane; vacuolar proton-transporting V-type ATPase, V1 domain. Gene Ontology annotation, molecular function: proton-transporting ATPase activity, rotational mechanism. Lineage: Eukaryota; Metazoa; Chordata; Actinopteri; Clupeiformes; Clupeidae. The record is from RefSeq and is a predicted model, not a curated record.